GACUUGCCUUUCUUCUGAAACACGGCUACAGAGUUAAAAACACAAGCCCCAUGAAUAACAACGCAGCCGUGGGACGCCGCUUUCUCUCAGCCUCCCCGCCGCAGGAAAAGAUCCACUUCCUCCCCGGAAAACGCGACCGGAAGGGGUGGGCUUUCCAUCUGGACCAGGCGCGUCUGCCACCAUGGCUUUACGCGGGGUUGUUGGCAUUUUCUUCCUCUCUGCUGUCCCCCUUGUGUGUCUGGAGCUCCGGCGUGGGAUCCCAGAUAUAGGUAAGUGUUGGCUUUUUCCCUUCGACAGUCACAGCUGGUCAUUUUCACAGGAAUGUUGCAUAGAAUGACCGCCUCUCCGGCUGCGUCGCUUCGGAGGGGCUUUGACUACAACUCCCAGACUGCAUCGCCCGUGCCUCCCACUUCCGGUGCUGACUCCACUUCGCGGAACCAUUUCCCUACAGGAAUCAAGGAUUUUCUUUUGUUUUGUGGCCGGAUUUUUUUACUGCUUGCUCUUCUUACUUUAAUUAUUUCUGUGACUACCUCAUGGCUUAACUCAUUCAAAUCUUCCCAACUUCAUAUGAAGGAAGAGGAAGAGAAGAAUGAGAAAAGACAAAAACUUGUGAGAAAAAAACAACAAGAGACACAAGGAGAGAAGGUCAGCAGAUACAUAGAGAACGUUUUAAAACCUCACCAGGAAAUGAAGUUGAAAAAACUGGAGGAGCGCUUUUAUCAGAUGACGGGUGAAGCCUGGAAAUUAAGCAGUGGUCACAAACUUGGGGGUGAUGAAAGUACAAGUCAGACAUCUUUUGAAACAUCAAACAGAGAAACAGCAAGGAGCCAGAACUUGCCCAAACCUUUCACUGAAUUCUCAUUGCCUGCUGAACAGCCCACACGGAAGGAGAUUCCUGAUUUACCUGAAGAACCUACUGUAACAGCAGAAGAAGUAGUUACAGUUGCUCUCCGAUGUCCCAGUGGGAGUGUCCUGAGGAGAAGGUUUUUGAAGUCCUGCAGCUCACAGGUCUUAUUUGACUGGAUGAUGAGAAUUGGGUACCACACAUCUCUAUACAGCCUUUCUACUUCCUUUCCCAGACGGCCUUUGGCUGUGGAGGGAGGCCAGUCUCUGGAGGACAUUGGAAUAACUGUGGACACUGUACUCAUCCUGGAAGAGAAGGAGCAGAGCAACUAGGGAAGAAGAGCGAGCUCCCUGUUCUGCAUGAACUCAGCUGUGCCAUGACCUUCUGACACAAUAAAGGCUUCACGUUGAAAAUCACACUAUACCUCGAUUGAGCUCAUGGCAGUAAACACUUGAAUGCUGCUAUCUGUGGGAAUAGGAUUGGAAAAUGAUUGCUUUCUGCAUAUAAUAAUGUGUGGACUGUGCCAUUUUAUAAUGUCCCAAAUGAGAAUGAGGUAAAAAUAUAUACAGUUAGGUACUCAGUAAUUAAUAUUUUCCCAGCUGACAUUUCUCAGUGUGUUAGAAAACAAAGCUGUAGAACUUUGCUUUCUGCCUCUUCAAUCCAUCUUUCCACCCAAUGAAUAUUUCAUGAUUUAGUCAAAUCCUUCAGAGUCUUAGCAGGAAUGUUUAUUCUGCUGUAUUUCUGUGAAAUUACAAACUUGAAAGAAGUUUCAAAGCUCUUGAAGGCUUUAAAAUUCUUUCUGAUGGGUAUGCAUUGCAGUUGAUUAACUCAUGUUUGCAACUUAUAUACUUUUUUUCUUGUAUUAAUUGUAACAUUUACAAAGUUCCAAAUGAAUCACUAUUUUUAAAAAUAAAACUAUGAAAGCAUUAAAACUUAGGCGAAUUUU
Messenger RNA from Sapajus apella (tufted capuchin), 1790 nucleotides. RefSeq names its product UBX domain protein 8 (gene UBXN8). The transcript has 8 exons. NCBI's taxonomy places the organism in Eukaryota, Metazoa, Chordata, Mammalia, Primates, Cebidae. The record is from RefSeq and is a predicted model, not a curated record. Gene Ontology annotation, molecular function: ubiquitin binding. The coding region runs from base 322 to 1176 and encodes 284 amino acids. Gene Ontology annotation, cellular component: nucleus; endoplasmic reticulum.